Messenger RNA from Trifolium pratense (red clover), 1957 nucleotides. RefSeq names its product pentatricopeptide repeat-containing protein At1g62930, chloroplastic-like. The coding region runs from base 164 to 1477 and encodes 437 amino acids. Gene Ontology annotation, molecular function: protein binding. Lineage: Eukaryota; Viridiplantae; Streptophyta; Magnoliopsida; Fabales; Fabaceae. The record is from RefSeq and is a predicted model, not a curated record. The transcript is spliced from 2 exons.
AUCACAAAGUAAAGUUUGUUUUGAAACAGUCAUAACCUCCUUUUCCAGCUCCUCCGGUAACACACGAAAGACUCCACCGCUCUAACCUUCGUCGUUGCCGCUCCUUUCUCAAACACACCCACGCAGCAAGGAAUUAUGUCACCUAUGAGAUUAACAAGGUCAAAUGACUUAUGCAUUUUCUCUAUUGGGAAAGAUUCUUAAGAUGGGUUAUCAGCCGAAUAUCGUAACCUUGACAACCCUUAUAAAAGGCCUUUGUCUUAAAAAUGACAUUCAGAAAGCAUUGUACUUUCAUGAUGAUCUUAUCGCUAAGGGAUUUCAGCUCAACCAGGUUAGUUACGGGACAUUGAUCAAUGGCUUGUGUAAAAUGGGACAUACAACACCUGCCCUCCAACUGUUGAGACGGCUCGAAAAAGGAUCAGUCAAGCCUGGUUUGGUAAUUUACAGUACAAUCAUUGAUAGCAUGUGCAAAACUAAGCUUGUAGAUGAUGCUUGUGAAUUAUUUUCUGAAAUGGUUAACAAGGGAAUUUUUCCAGACGUUGUCACUUAUAGUGCUCUAAUCUAUGGUUUUUGUAUUGUGAAUAAAUUAAAAGAAGCAAUUGUUUUGUUGAACGAAAUGGUAUCGAAAAACAUCAACCCAAAUGUUUAUACCUUUAAUAUAUUGAUCGAUGCGUUUUGUAAGGAGGGAAAGAUGAAAGAAGCUAAAAGUGUGUUAGCUAUGAUGAUGAAACAAGGCAUGAAACCUGAUGUAGUUACUUAUAAUACUUUAAUGGAUGGGUUCUGCCUUCGUAAUGAAGUGAGCAAGGCCAAAUAUAUAUUCAACACUAUGGUCCAAAGGGGAAUGAUGCCCAAUGUUAAGAGCUACAGUAUUAUGAUCAAUGGGUUCUGUAAGAGUAAAAUGUUGGAUGAAGCCAUCAAUCUCUUUGAAGAAAUGCAUUUCAAAAAUAUCUUUCCCGAUACGGUAACUUACAGCACUCUUAUUGAUGGCUUGUGCAAAUCAGGGAGAAUUUCCUAUGCUUGGGAGCUUGUUGAUGAGAUGAGUGACAGAGGUCAACAACCCGAUGUAAUCACCUACAAUUCCUUCUUGUACACUUUGUGCAAAAAUCAUGAACUUGACAAGGCAAUUGCAUUAGUCAAGAAAAUUAAAGACCAAGGUAUCAUGCCAGAUUUGUACACGUACAGUACCCUAAUUGAUGGACUUUGCAAAGGUGGGAGGCUUAAUGAUGCACUAAAGGUUUUUAAUGAUCUUUUGGCUAAAGGAUACAAUCUAAAUGUCGUAAUGUACACAACUAUGAUUUGUGGACUUUGUAAUGAGGGCUUGUUUGAAGAAGCAUUUGUUUUGCUUUCAAAAAUGGAAGAUAAGGGCUGCUUUCCUAAUGCCUUCACUUUUGAAAUAAUGAUUUGUGCACUCUUCGAAAGCGGUGAGAAUGAUAAAGCAGAGAAACUUCUACGUGAAAUGAUUUCUAGAGGUCUACUAUAAGAGCAAAACUCGGUAUAACACUCUCUUGUUACAUGUCGUUAUUUUCAAUUUUUAUGAUUAUCUUCGUGAAAUGAUUGCUUAUCAGUUAUUUGUUUGCUGUUAUUAAAUUACUGUGGUGAUAGUUGUAUUUUCUGUUUUGAGUUUUCUAUUACACCUUAUUGUGUAUCGGUAAUUGUUCAAUGCCCGAUAUAUGUAGUGUUAGAAAUACCAGAGUUAGCAGAUCUCUUGAUUGUACAAUCUCGAUUUCCCAUCAUUUCUUCGUUUUUCAUUGAAAACUGAUAGCAUUACAGGUAUUAAAUUGAAAAAGAUGGAAUAUGAAUACUGCACCAGAGCCACUGUGGCAACAACUAAGUUAUUGUAUAUGUCAAUAAGCCAGUUUCAAUUAAUUAGUUUCAGGUGAAGUAACAGUUGAAUGUAUGUAACAAUUGAGAUCUAUUUGACUAUAAGCGUAGACUUGGCUGCUUCUUUCUUACAGUUGCA